GAGGGGCCUACCUAAUAUCGCGCGAACGAGAUUUUGUGUCCAGAUAGAUCGAUUCAUAGUGACUUGAAUAACUACACCUCAUAGCUUUAUCCCCGGAACACAGUCCUAAAAAGGUCCAUUCUUAUUUUUCUAAGUUCAUCACAAUGGCCGAAGUCGCCCAACCGGUUCCUGCUGAGUCGCAGGCCAAGCAUGUUGUUUACUGUGGAGUUUGCACAUUGCCUCCGGAGUACUGUGAAUUCGGUGGCACGGCCAAGAAAUGCGAGGAAUGGUUGAAGGACGCUCAUCCGGACAUGUACCAGUCGUUAUAUUCUGAGGAGGCCCUCAACUCUAAUCUCGCUACAUUGUCGGUAUCGGCUCGGGAGCGCGCAGCUAAGGAUGCGGCGAAGAAGGAGGCCAAGGCUGCUGCGGCUGAGGCGCGCGAUGCUGAGCGGAAGGCGGCGUCUAAGGUACAGAUUAAGCGGGUUGAGCGGAACAAGCGGAAACAUGUUACUGUUAUUACGGGGUUGGAUAUAUAUGGGUUGGAGAAUAAGAAGAUCGCUAAGGAUCUGGGCAAGAAGUUCGCUACUGGUUCUUCAAUGACUAGGUCUGCGGGUGGAACUGAGGAAAUUACCGUGCAGGGUGAUGUAAGUGAUGAUGUUAAGGAAUGGCUGCUCGAGGUAUACGGGAAGGAGAUCCCGGAGGCCAAUAUUGAGCUCAUUGAGGAUAAGAAGAAGAAGAAGGCGACUGAAGCGCCCUGAGGUAUUAUCAAUGGGCCGAUGAUUGCAUAAUGUACAAAAAUGCUAUGCUUGGGGGACAGUCUGGGUAUCAUGACAUUAUUUAUGGUUUACACAUUAGAUCAACGGAGAUACGACAGUCUCGAGGCUGGCCUUGAAAAUUGUCCUGAAUCUCGGUAUUAGAAACUCCAGCGCGCUCAUAGCUCAUCAAAUAUCGUCAGUGGGUCUGGAUCAGUAGUCCUGACGUUGGUAUC
This is a messenger RNA of Aspergillus welwitschiae, 967 nucleotides long. RefSeq names its product putative RNA binding protein Tma22 (gene tma22). The coding region runs from base 144 to 737 and encodes 197 amino acids. Lineage: Eukaryota; Fungi; Ascomycota; Eurotiomycetes; Eurotiales; Aspergillaceae. Gene Ontology annotation, molecular function: translation initiation factor activity; mRNA binding. The transcript has 4 exons. The record is from RefSeq and is a predicted model, not a curated record. Gene Ontology annotation, biological process: translation reinitiation; formation of translation preinitiation complex.